This is a messenger RNA of Pogonomyrmex barbatus (red harvester ant), 1555 nucleotides long. It is a transcript of the gene Coq6, whose product is annotated as ubiquinone biosynthesis protein COQ6, mitochondrial. Gene Ontology annotation, biological process: ubiquinone biosynthetic process. Gene Ontology annotation, cellular component: mitochondrion. Gene Ontology annotation, molecular function: FAD binding; 4-hydroxy-3-all-trans-polyprenylbenzoate oxygenase activity. Lineage: Eukaryota; Metazoa; Arthropoda; Insecta; Hymenoptera; Formicidae. The record is from RefSeq and is a predicted model, not a curated record.
UUUGUCUCUAUCGGCCUCGCGCGCGCAUCUACAGCUGUUUUGACGCGAAGCAGCCUAAUCCGGUGAAAAAUGGCGGCUCUCAGUAUGGUAUCAACGUGUCGGUUAAUUUUCGCGUCGUUUUCGCGAAAAUAUGAGCGUAUCGUCACCGGUGUGACUGCAGUUACAAAAAGGAGAUAUUCGGCUACUGUAGAGAAUGAAGAAACCUAUGACAUCGUCGUCGCCGGAGGCGGCAUGGUUGGCAUGACAUUGGCAUGCGCCAUAGCAAACAACCGAAUAUUGGCGAAUAAAAAGAUCUUACUUUUGGAGGGUAACACUAAACAAGAAUAUACACCAAAGGAACAAUAUUCUAAUCGAGUUGUUGCAUUGAAUCAACAAACUCGAACUUUGUUGUCUAGUAUAGGAGCAUGGAAACACAUAGAGGCAGUUCGCUGUUCUCCAAUACGAAAAAUGCAGGUGUGGGAAGCGUGUUCGGAUGCUGUGAUAACAUUCAAUGAGGAUAAUUUGUACAAAGAAUUAGCCUAUAUUGUUGAAAAUGAUCUGUUAUUACAUGCAGUCAACAAGCAGCUCUCUCAAAAGGAAAAUGUAACUGUGAUUUACAAAUCUGCAGUUAGCACUGUAAAAUUUCCAAAGACAUCCGAGGAAUUUAUCUCUGUGCAGCUGCAAUCUGGAGAACGGUACAAGACCAGAUUAUUGGUGGGCGCCGACGGCGUUAACUCGCUGGUGAGAAAGGCUUUGGGGGUGAUUUAUGUAAACUGGCCGUAUGAUCAGUUGGGCAUCGUCGCAACUCUCAAAUUAUCCGAGCCCACGGAGAACGUCGUUGCUUGGCAGAGAUUUCUUCCGACAGGACCCAUCGCACUACUUCCGCUGACAGAUUCUCUCAGUUCGCUCGUGUGGACUGUAACGAAUGAGAAGGCGAAGGAAUUACUGAAAAUUUCGGAGGAGAAAUUCGUUGACAAGAUAAAUGAUGCAUUGCAGCGGACACAGCUAGAGAACAAUAUCGUUGAAAGCGGGAUGCACGGAUUUCAUUGGUUGCUUACAAGAUUCGGUUUGAAUCAAGAGUCUCAGCAAAUGCCGCCCUCCAUAUCAGCGAUCGUCGAGGGAUCGCGGGCGGCGUUUCCCUUGGGAUUCGGUCAUGCUUCAUCUUACGUCCAGUCGAGCACGGUGCUAGUCGGGGAUGCCGCGCAUCGAGUCCAUCCUUUGGCUGGUCAAGGUGUAAAUCUAGGUUUCGGCGAUGUGACGGAUCUGACGAAAAUCCUUGCUGAGGCUACUGUGAGUGGCAGUCAUCUCAACGAUAUGUAUUACUUACGAAAAUAUGAAACACUGAGACAACGUCAUAACGUGCCGACAAUGCUGAUCAUCGAUGGACUUCAUCGAUUCUAUCAACAUACCGCGACACCCAUCGUACUUGCUAGGAGUUUGGGCUUGCAACUGGUGGAUGCUGUUCCGCCACUCAAAAAAAUGUUGAUACAACAAGCUGAAGGCGAAAGUAUCCUUAAACAGUUCAGUGGUUAAUGGUAAAUUUAUGAAGUACUAUGUAAAUAUAUAUAUAUAUAUA